AUGAAUAUAGAAGAGGUUCAGUCCACGACAAAGAAGCAGAGGAUAGCUACUCAUACUCACAUUAAAGGUCUUGGCCUUGAAGCCAAUGGAAAAGCAAUAGCUUUGGCUGCUGGCUUCGUGGGUCAGGCUGCAGCAAGAGAAGCCUCUGGCCUUGUAGUUGAUAUGAUACGGCAGAAGAAGAUGGCUGGACGGGCACUUCUACUUGCUGGACCUCCAGGUACAGGGAAGACAGCCCUUGCUCUUGGUAUAUCCCAGGAGCUUGGGAGCAAGGUUCCAUUCUGCCCUAUGGUUGGGUCAGAAGUAUAUUCAUCAGAAGUAAAGAAAACUGAGGUUUUGAUGGAAAAUUUCCGUAGGGCUAUUGGUCUGCGUAUCAAGGAAAAUAAGGAGGUUUAUGAAGGGGAAGUGACCGAACUCUCCCCAGAAGAAACUGAGAGUGUAACAGGUGGGUAUGGUAAAAAUAUUAGCCAUGUAAUUAUUGGGUUGAAAACUGUCAAGGGAACGAAGCAGCUGAAGCUAGACCCAACUAUUUAUGAUGCAUUAAUUAAGGAGAAGGUCGCUGUUGGUGACGUUAUAUACAUCGAAGCAAAUAGUGGUGCAGUAAAAAGGGUGGGUAGGAGUGAUGCUUUUGCUACUGAAUUUGAUCUUGAGGCAGAAGAGUAUGUUCCACUUCCUAAAGGAGAGGUUCACAAAAAGAAGGAGAUAGUCCAGGUAAAAUUGACUCCUGUAUUACAUUUGCUGAGUAGUGAUUUCUGCAUUGCUGAGAUUCCUGAUGAAUCUGUGUCUGACAUGUAUGUAAUUGCCAUAAUUUUUGGUGAUGUUCUGAAUAUAGAUAAUGUUUUUUUGCUUAUAAAAUAUCGUCCAGGAGCAGGAGGUGGAGAUAAGGAUGUUACGCUACAUGAUCUGGAUGCUGCAAAUGCACGGCCUCAAGGUGGACAAGAUAUAUUGUCCCUGAUGGGUCAGAUGAUGAAACCCAGGAAAACAGAAAUUACUGACAAGUUACGACAAGAAAUAAACAAGGUUGUUAACCGCUAUAUUGAUGAAGGUGUGGCAGAACUUGUUCCUGGAGUCUUAUUUAUUGAUGAGGUGCACAUGCUGGAUAUGGAAUGCUUUUCAUACUUGAAUCGUGCUUUAGAGAGCUCGUUAUCUCCAAUCGUAAUCUUUGCUACAAACAGAGGAAUAUGUACUGUCAGAGGAACUGAUAUGAUUAGUCCUCAUGGAAUACCAGUUGACUUGUUAGACCGGUUGGUGAUAAUACGUACAGAAACUUAUGGUCCGGCUGAUAUGAUACAGAUAUUAGCCAUCCGUGCACAGGUGGAGGAACUAGUUGUAGAUGAAGAAAGUCUGGCUUACCUAGGGGAGAUUGGACAAACAGCAUCCUUAAGGCAUGCAGUUCAUCUAAUGUCACCUGCCAGCGUUGUGGCCAAAAUGAAUGGUCGAGACAAUAUUUGCAAGGCGGACCUUGAGGAGGCGAAUACUCUUUAUUUGGAUGCCAAGUCUUCAGCAAAACUUCUUCAAGAGCAGCAGGACAGAUACAUCUCAUGAUGAAACUUAAUCAUUCAAAUGCAUUGUUCAACUAUAACCCGUUUUAGUCAGACAAAAUGCUACCAGCACGGCAUUCAAUUCGAAAUGUGAUGCUUUCACCACCAAUGAGCUUUUAUUCGGUAUAGUUUUGCCUGCUUCUUAGUACCAGACAUACCAAGCUCUGCUGCAGUUAAAAUUUUUAUUGUUAGGUUGAAUUUAGUUGUUCAUUUUGUGUCUUGCUAGCUUCUUUAUGGUGGGUGGUUUCUGUAAGGGAGUGAGCAAAUACUAAUGGUUGAACAAAUUUAUGUGCAAAAGAAAGGUUCAGUGGGUGACCAGUGGAGAACCCUGUAUUAUUUCUUUGAAUGCUUCAUUUGAUUUUCUACAGCAUCAAUCUGAUGAAAUGAACUUCCAGAUUCAAUCCUUGUAUUUUG
This is a messenger RNA of Ilex paraguariensis (yerba mate), 1952 nucleotides long. The record is from the annotation of a GenBank genome assembly. Lineage: Eukaryota; Viridiplantae; Streptophyta; Magnoliopsida; Aquifoliales; Aquifoliaceae.